This is a messenger RNA of Plutella xylostella (diamondback moth), 3528 nucleotides long. RefSeq lists its product as uncharacterized. Gene Ontology annotation, molecular function: zinc ion binding; nucleic acid binding. NCBI's taxonomy places the organism in Eukaryota, Metazoa, Arthropoda, Insecta, Lepidoptera, Plutellidae. The record is from RefSeq and is a predicted model, not a curated record.
AUGGUACACGCAACUCGGGAAGAAAGCGAAUACAGCGGCGACGAAUCAUCUACCUACUCAUACAGCGAGGAAGAAGAAGACAGCGAAACAGAGAUAGUAGCUACUGCCACCCACGAGACACUGAAGUGCAAACUAUGCGGAAAAGACGGGCACACGUUAAUUAAAUGCCCUCAGUACGAAAAAGCAAGCACUCAAGAAAGAUGGGAAAUAGUGAAGAGAAUCAAAGUAUGUUUCCGCUGCCUGAGACAAAAUCAUCGUAGCCCGACCUGCCGGGCCAAGCCAUGCGGCAAAGACAACUGUCCGGGACGACACCACGUGACACUGCACCGUGACAAACCGAAACCUGUCGAAAAAGAUGACGCCAACAAGAUCGUAUCCGUGAACCACAUAAGCGCGACGCGUGCAUACCUAAAGAUAGUUCCAGUGGAGAUAUCUGGACCACAGGGCACCACGAGAGUCACCGCACUGAUGGAUGAAGGAUCAACCGUAACCCUCUUGUUAAACGAAGUCGCUGAUAAAAUCGGAGCGCAAGGACCCACCGAAGAGCUAUCUAUCGAAGGAGUGGGCGGCCACCGCAUGAAAAGCACCGAUUCAAUGCGUUUAAAAUUACGCAUAAAAGGCCAGUUCACACGCGAAUAUCACGAUAUGGACAUCCUGACGAUCGGACAACUGAACCUCGCCACACAAGCCGUCUAUAAAGAAGACUUAGAAAACUGCCCACACUUGGCAUGUAUAGCGGAUCAGCUGACAUACGACCGAGAGCGGCCUAGUCUAUUAAUAGGACAGGACAACUGGCACUUAAUAGUGUCUCGCGAAUUAAAGGCAGGAAAAACAACGAAACCUGUAGCCUCACUUACCAAGCUAGGGUGGGUGCUACACGGGUGUCAUAGCCAUGAAGCGAAACCGGUCAAGUUCGUGAACCACAUACACAGUCAGAGCGAAGAAAAAAUCGAAACGUUGAUAAAGGAGCAUUUCAGUCUCGAUUCGUUAGGCAUCUCGCCUAAACGACCGGCCAGCGACCCCGAGCAACGAGCACUUAUGUUGUUAGACAAAACUACGAAACGUCUACCUGAAGGAAGGUUCGAAUGCGGGCUGCUAUGGCGCAAAGAUGACGAAAUCAUGCCGAACAACAAGGAGAGCGCACUACGCCGACUGAAAGGCAUCGAACGUAAAAUGAAAAAGGACGAAGCAUUCAAAAUAAGCUACAAAAAACAAAUAGACAACUUACUAGCAAGCGGAUACGCCGAACCGGUCACAAGCGCACCCACUACGCCGAGAGCUUGGUAUUUACCACAUUUCGCCGUAGUACACCCACAGAAGGGCAAGAUGCGACUGGUAUUCGAUGCAGCCGACCGAUCACACGGCAAGAGCCUGAACGACGCAUUAUUAAGUGGGCCAGACUUGCUACAGUCCUUAUUUGGCGUCUUGAUACGCUUCAGAGAGGGACCUAUAGCCGUCGCAGCCGACAUAAAAGAAAUGUUCCUCAGAGUGGCCAUGCGAGAAGAGGACCGCGAUAGUCUACGCUUUUUAUGGCGCGAGAAAGAGACGGAAGAGCCACGAGAGUACCGUAUGAAAGCACUCAUAUUCGGCGCGUCAUCGUCCCCCUGCUCGGCGAUAUAUGUGACAAAUAAGAACGCGAAAGAGUUCGAAAACACGCACCCAGAAGCCGUACGCGCCAUUGAACGAUGCCACUAUAUGGAUGACUACCUACAGAGUUUCAAAACCGAAGCGGAGGCACAAAAAACCGCUCAAGAAGUAGAUCAGAUCCACAAACACGGCGGUUUCGAGUUACGCGGCUGGGCAAGCAACCGAUCAACCGUUAUACAACAAUUACAGAUGGUUAAACCCGAAGAACAGGUUAAAAUCGGUCAAGACGGACAAACAGAGAAAACACUCGGAAUGUUAUGGAACAUCGGUAAAGAUACACUUCAAUACACACUGAACUUGAGAAACACGCCCCGUGACGUCAUCGAUGGCACACGCCCGCCUACGAAGCGUCAAGUUACGAGCGCCGUCAUGUCAGUGUUCGACCCGCUAAACAUAGCCACGCCCGUCCUCAUACAAGGCAAGAAGUUAAUUCAACACUUGUGGCGUGAAGGAAUUAGCUGGGAUGAAGAGAUACCCGAACGAUACAUAGCCGACUGGAAAGAAUGGAUACAAGGCCUAGAACAGCUGCAGAGCCUUCACAUCCCUCGUUGCACAUUUUCUUGUGACGAGGGGGAGAUGCACACAUUCGUAGACGCCAGCGAAACUACAUAUGCUGCGGCUACCUACUGGAGGACGACUCAAGAUGGAAUACCUACCGUGAGACUGGUCGCCGCAAAAGCACGCGUAGCGCCACUGAAAAUAACUUCAAUACCGAGACUAGAAUUGCAAGCCGCGCUACUGGGCUGCCGACUAGCAUCCAACGUAGAGAACGAAAAUUCAGCAAAAGUCACGAGGAAAUACUAUUGGUCCGACUCACGAACAGUGUUAGCAUGGAUAAAAUCAGACCCGCGCACUUUCAAACCGUUCGUGGCACACAGACUGGCGGAAAUCGAAGAGCUAAGCAAAACCACCGAAUGGAGAUGGGUGCCGACUAACGAAAACGUAGCCGAUGACGCCACACGACGAGCGCCUCGAGAAUUCGACCCCAAUCACCGUUGGUUCAACGGCCCAGCCUUCCUGAAAAACCCACCGACUAAGUGGCCAGUGGACAGGAGCGAGCCCUCGCCCGUCCCAGCGGAAGAAAAUAAAAAGACUGUCGCAGCGAUAAAAGUCGUACAUACAGAAAUACCUAACCCACAGAGAUUCUCCAAAUGGACACGUUUACUGAGAGCCACUGCACGCCUAUUACAGUGUGUCGACGUGUUCAAGCAACUCCUGAAACGUGAAAAGGUCACCGCAAUCAAGCGCACCGUGAAAGACAGUACGUGGCGAAAAUACGAUAAGAAGAAACAAUCACGCCCGUCACCGCUCACCGCGCCCGCGUUAACCCACCGUACCUACCUACCUAUUCAGCCUGAAUACCUACAAUCGGCUGAAAAUCUGCUCAUAAAAACAGUGCAAAGAGAAAGCUUCAACAACGAAAUAAAGUGCAUAACAAAUAACAAACCACUAGAAAAAGACUCUCGCUUGAAGCGAUUAUCACUGAAAAUCGCUGAAGAUAUCCUGAAACUGGACACGAGAAUAUGUGCCGCCAACUGCAUAAGUGACACAUAUAAACACCCCGUAGUGCUAGACGGAAGACACAGAAUAACAAAGUUGCUCGUCGCUCAUUACCACAGCAAGUUCAAUCAUGGCAACAUUCACACCAUAAUGAAUGAGAUUCGCCAAAAGUACUACAUAACUUCGCUCAGAGCUAUAGUCAAGACCACCGCUCGAGAGUGCCAAUGGUGCAGAACCCACAAAACUGCGCCACUGACGAAACCAAUCGGUGAUUUACCCGCUGAAAGGUUAACCCCAUACCAGCCGCCGUUCACAUACACGGCCGUCGACUACUUCGGUCCGCCAUUACAGUGGGCCGAAAGACUGAAAAACGCUGGGUAG